Seriola aureovittata is the source of this 8981-nucleotide messenger RNA. It is a transcript of the gene nr3c2, whose product is annotated as nuclear receptor subfamily 3, group C, member 2. The transcript is spliced from 9 exons. Bases 1164 to 4136 code for a protein of 990 amino acids. Gene Ontology annotation, molecular function: zinc ion binding; sequence-specific DNA binding; DNA-binding transcription factor activity. Gene Ontology annotation, biological process: regulation of DNA-templated transcription. The record is from RefSeq and is a predicted model, not a curated record. NCBI's taxonomy places the organism in Eukaryota, Metazoa, Chordata, Actinopteri, Carangiformes, Carangidae.
UUUGGCGCUGGGUCUCAGAGAAUGAAAGCAAACUCUCCGCUGUUGAGUCGCAUAACUGAAUACUUGCAUCCCCGGUCCAUGAGCUGUGGGAGAAGGAUCCAAUAACUUUCAACCGGGACCGUUAGCCCCGUGUCUACUCCAUAAUAAAAGUCGUCAAGAAGUUUAUGCAGCCUACUUUAAGUAUUUACAAAAUUAAGCUCAACAAUUUUGUUCAAAUUGAGAGUAGAUUUUACAUUUCUGUACACACCUGUCUCGACGUGCUGAGAAAUAUCUCGUCCUGCCAGUUUUUUUUCUUCUAAAAAUAUGACUUAAAUAAUUUAUAUUUUCUUCCUACUGCACUUAGUCCUCCGUGUUAUUCAAAAAGCCUCAAAUGCAACAACUUUCACACGGAAGAAAAAACUUCCAACAGCAAGAAUAUAACAUAAACCGUCAUUUAGUAUUUAUUCUGCGCAAACGCAAAAUGGAGAGAAAUGCAGAGAGCUUCAUGUCCUACAGAGGCAGGACAAUCACGGCUGGAGUAUAGGGAGGAAUUAUCAAGAUGACAUCUCUUUUAUUUUUCAUGCUAUAUUUAAGGAUCGGCGCAUAUGUGUUGCUGAUAUUUUGCAGUCAACCUGCAUAACUUUAACUCAGAUAUCGCGGCUGCUGGAGGGCUGAGCCUUUCAAAGUGUGCAGCGUAGCAUGAAAAAUAAAUAUUGAAACAUCACCUAAAGCAAAGCCGUGUCAUCGUAAUUGGCUAUGUCUUAAUUUUUGUCUGUAUUUUUAUUGCUUUUGCACUUGACGGUGCUGCUCCGGCCACUAAAACAACAUUUCAAGUUAUGUCGCAGCUAUGUUGUGGCUGCAAGAGCAAUAACUAUUGAGUGACAGCUUCCGGACCAAUCCAUGAAUGGCCUGAUGAAGCUGGUGGAUUUCUGGCUCAGCUGUCCAAUAGAGGCGCAGUAGAGGUGGGGAUUUAAACAAAAAGCCCGGCCGACGUCACUUAGAUACAUUAACCCUUGCCAUGCAUUUUUCUUCAAGUUAUCACUGUACAUCCCCUGUAGUGCAGCGAUAAGGAGCUUUAUCUGUGAGAGAGGAAAUACUGUACAGACUUGCUUUGGACUUCAGAUUUCGCAUAUUGUUUACAGUUUUUGUCAUGGAUUUUUAAACGGUGAAUCAAUGAGCCAGCAAUGGAGACCAAAAGAUACCAAAGUUUCUUUGAUGGAAGCGAUACAGAGAACAGAUGGUCUCAGGUCCCCAGCAACAUGGAAUACUGCUGCAGCACAGAGGAUUCAAAUCUGACUAGCAGUGAUAUCCUGAUGGACAUAGUCAAUGUCAGCUGCCCUGCUGGAAGCCCGGCCACCGACUGCAAAGACAACAAUACAAAGAAGCAGGAGCAGCCAAUGCUUCGGCUCAGCCAGAACCAGCCAUUUGUUCUCCCACACUUCAACAACUCUCUCCACGGUCAUAAGCAGGAAAUGGACUCCAAGGAGCUUUCCAAGACUGUGGCUGAGUCCAUGGGUCUGUAUAUGAAUGCUGCCAGGGAGGCAGACUUUGCCUUUAGCCAGCAUGGGGGCAGUACCAGCCCUGGCAAGAUGUAUCCAGCGUGUGGACGGCCCCUAGAGGAGACCCAGGGUGGCUCCACAAAGAGCCCCAAGUUAAAGCCAUUUGGUUUCCAGCAGUCCAGCGCCACUCCCAGAGAAUGCACCACUGGGACUCCAGUUAGCUCAGCGUCUAUGCUGGCCUCAUCUCUGUCCUGCAGCCCCCAGACCUCCAGCUCUAUCUCCAGCCCUGGGGGCAGCAACAAUAUGGUGUCGUCAACCACCAGUCCUCCUACGUGCUUUGGACCAGUGUGCUCAUCCGUCAGUAGUCCUGUCAGCCAGACGUCUUGUGCUGCAACUCUGGCAAACAUCAAGCGCAGGAAUUCAGCCACAUGUAGCCCUGUAGAGUCCACCACAGUGGGCUCACCACCACUCACCAGCCCACUCAAUGUCAUGAGGUCUCCCAUGUCCAGCCCCCAGAGUAUGAGUAGUGUGAGAUCGCCUCCGUCCUGCAGCACUACGUGUAACAUUAGGUCAUCUGUCUCGAGCCCCACAGGUGGCAGCUGCACCAGCACUGCCAACAACUGCAACACAGUAAGGCCCUCCAUCUCCAGCCCGGCCACAGGGAGCACUAUGGCUGUCAGCAGCCCACAGAAUCCGUCCUCUGCUGGGUUUCCAGUGUCUAGUCCUGCCGGUGGACUGGGUUUGGUGCAGAAUGACACCAACAGCCCAGAAGCAACAGGUCUGACCAGAGACACAGACUUCAAGAACUUUGAGUUCCCUAAAGUAGAGAUGGUAGAUGGGGAAGUGUUCAACGUCGGCUUAGACCAGAUGGGCAUGGUUAAGUACAUUAAGAACGAGCCUGGAACUGACUUCAGGAGCAUGUGUUUAGGUAGCUCCAAAUGUAGUGUGAGUAGCACACCCUUUAUCACACAGAUUAAGAAUGAGCCAAACAAAAAUGAGGGAUGUAUGAAUCCACAGCCCUAUGGUGAGCAGUCACCGUCUCUUGGUCUCUUCCCUGCAUCUGAGACCACCUAUUUGUCCCUGAGGAAUAACAUUGAUGAAUACAGUCUUUCUGGUAUCUUAGGACCCCCUGUCUCCUCUAUGAAUGGGAACUAUGAGCCCGAUGUGUUCUCCAACAAUGUCCUGUCUAAAGGGGUUAAGCAGGAGACCACUGAUGGCAGCUAUUACCAAGAGAAUAACAGCAUGCCCACAUCGGCCAUUGUUGGAGUUAAUUCUGGUGGACACUCAUUCCAUUACCAGAUUGGAGCCCAAGGAACAAUGUCUUUCACGCGGCAUGAUGUGAGGGACCAGUCCAACCCUUUGUUGAAUCUAAUUUCGCCCGUAACGGCGUUAAUGGAGUCGUGGAAAUCUCGGCCAGGCAUGUCGGCCAGAGGUGAAGGAUACCCGGGUCAAAACUGCAUCGCGGACAGCAUGUCAAGCUCGCCACUGAGACAACCGUCCUCGACAGUCAAAGUGUGCCUAGUAUGUGGAGACGAGGCAUCAGGAUGCCACUACGGUGUCGUGACAUGUGGAAGCUGCAAAGUCUUCUUCAAAAGAGCUGUGGAAGGUCAGCACAACUACCUGUGUGCCGGGAGAAAUGACUGUAUCAUUGACAAGAUCCGAAGGAAAAACUGUCCGGCAUGUCGCGUACGGAAGUGUCUCCAGGCCGGGAUGAACCUCGGAGCACGAAAGUCCAAAAAGUUAGGAAAGCUGAAGGGAGUCAGCGAGGACCUGCAGGGCUCUAAGGACGGCCAAACUGCCACAGGUGGCGUUGGAGGUGGUUACCUGUCCUCAGAGAAGGAGCUGAAUGCCAGCGCUGCCAGUGCCCUGGUGCCCCACGGGCCUGGGGUGGUCACACCUUUUCUGCCGCCCUCCAUCUGCAGCGUGUUGGAGCUGAUUGAGCCUGAAGAGGUGUACUCUGGCUAUGACAACACGCAGCCUGACACCACUGACCACCUGCUGUCCAGUCUCAACCGCCUGGCCGGAAAGCAGAUGGUACGCAUGGUGAAGUGGGCCAAAGUACUUCCAGGUUUCCGGGGCCUGCCCAUUGAGGACCAAAUCACCCUGAUCCAGUACUCAUGGAUGUGUCUGUCCUCCUUUUGCCUCAGCUGGCGUUCCUACAAACACACCAAUGGACAGAUGCUCUACUUUGCCCCUGACCUCAUCUUUAACGAGGACCGCAUGCAGCAGUCAGCCAUGUAUGACCUGUGUGUGGGCAUGAGGCAGGUGAGCCAGGAGUUUGUACGUUUGCAGCUAACCUACGACGAGUUCCUCUCCAUGAAGGUCCUUCUGCUUCUCAGCACAGUUCCAAAAGAGGGUCUGAAGAACCAGGCAGCAUUCGAGGAGAUGAGGGUUAAUUACAUUAAGGAGCUCCGGCGAUCAGUGGGAAAAGCAACCAACAACUCUGGCCAAACCUGGCAGCGCUUCUUCCAGCUCACCAAGCUACUGGAUGCCAUGCAUGAUCUGGUUGGGAACUUGUUGGACUUCUGUUUCUACACCUUUCGUGAGUCCCAGGCCCUGAAGGUGGAGUUCCCUGAAAUGUUGGUGGAAAUCAUCAGUGACCAGAUACCAAAGGUGGAGUCAGGCCUCACUCACACAAUCUACUUCCACAAGAAGUGACUCACUAAACAGAUGGGACAGAAGCAGCAUUAAGAACUGGAAGAGGAGAAAGGAAAAGGUUCAAGGAAGAGAAAGUGUGCAAGUAAGGCCUGAGCAGUUGGCCUGCACCCUGUCGCCCAGUAUGCCAGCAUCCUCGCCUUGGAAAGUUAAGUGACGUGGUGGCAGAAGUAAAAAGGGGAGAAGGAUUUGACCCUGCUGUCACCAUGAGCAGGUCAGAGCUGUGAAUAGUCGUGGAGCCAGCGUGACGCGCUGAGAAGCACUUGUGACAAAUGUGACAAUGCAUCCCGAAGUACCCCCCCUGUGCCCCCCCUGCCCCAAAGACGAUAACAGUAUUUUCUAUGGAGAUAAAGCCAUACAUUUCUUAGGAUGCGCUAGAUACAUUCACUACGCACGCAGGCACGCACGCACCCACCCACGCACACACACACACACACACACACACACACACACACACACACACACACACAUACACACACAUACACACAUGCACGCACACACACUCGUAGAGGGAAAUUGAUACACAUGCUGUCCACAUGCCUUCACACAAACGCACAGAUGCACUCCACAUGCACUAAAAUCAGAUUCCCUUACAAAUCUAGUUAAAAAGUUUUUGCAAAUAUUAACUGUGGCUUAUGCAGUCUUUCACAAAUAAUAGCACUAUGAAAAAUAAAUAUAUAUGCCGAUACUUAGAUUUUGCUUUGCAGUGUAGCAACAUACUGCAAGACUACAGGGCAAAGAACAUUAUGAGGAGGCACAGAAAUUAUAGACUGUAAGGCGAAAGGUCUAUUUGAAUAUAUUCCAAGGGCUAUACAAGCGUCAUCAUAAGCUGAAUAAUUACAUUAAAUCUAACAAGUCCAAGUUUGAAUCUCAAUCGGUGUCAUAACAGCCAUCAUUAACAUUCACAUACUGAGUUUUUAAUUCAAAUAUGUAGUCAAACAAUCAAAACUAAUAUGCAAAAGUCCAAAGCUAAAUCUGUUAUGAAAUAAAAAUGUCUCUCUUGUGUAAAAGAAAGCUUGCACGUGAAGCUCCCAUGUCAUGAAGUCACUAUUUUAGGCAUUGUGGUGUAGAAUUAAGACAAUAUUGAUGAGAAAUUUUACCUUUGUGCAUAAAUGGUCAGGAGUGCUGCAGGACAGAAAACAUCAUGCAUUUAAGGAAAUGGUUUCAGUAGAGUCCGCUGGUAAUGGAUUUGACUGAGGUGCAUCCAUAGUAAUUGCUGUCAUUUGUGUUUAUCUCCAGAGCAGCUGUCCGAAUGUCUGUUUUUACUCACAAUGAAGCAAAACCAGCCCUUUGUGAAUCAACACUUAUCUACUCUUCCCAGAAAUAAUAAAAAGCAUUUUAUAAAAGUGUGUUGCAAAGGUUUAGUUUUUGACAAGCCAGUCAUUUUACAUUAAGGUGCUUCAUUUCUACAAAGCCAGGCAAAACAUAACAUGUACAGUAACUUGUAAACAGUCCAUACAAUACACUAUGUGGACACACAGUUUAAACACAUACUCUGUAAAGUUGAUAUAAUACAAAAUGGAGCAUUACUCUGCAGUGCUUACAGCAAAUGGCUAAUGUAUCAAAACCAGGCAAAUGUGUACAGGUAUUAACAACUUCUUAAACACAUUCUAUUCAGCUGUUGUACAGAAGAUGUUUUGAAGUACGUGUUGAUGAAUGCUUGAUGAAGAACUGUUGGUAUAAUCACCUAUCCUAAUUUAGUUAAUUUCCUUUCUCUUAUCUUAGGGCCAAGUACUACUAUUUUAGGUAUGGUAGGCCCAGUCAUCUGGACCAUUAACUUAUCUCACACCCCACUGGUUUCUGGGUGGUUGUGGAACACUACUAUGAUGCUACUGAAAAGCGAUAGAGCCGCUGGGGAAGAAAAACAGUGGGGGCGUGUGAUUUUUAUUUUUUUUUGUGCCCUGUGAGCGUGUAUUUACAUGGGAGUAUGGAGCGAGUAUGGCUUAAGUUUGUGUGUGUGUGUGUGUGUGUGUGUGUGUGCGUGCGUGUGCUUGUGUGUGUUUUUUUUUUUCCUGGCAAGCAUGUGCAUAGUUGAUCUGCUCUUUCAGCGUGGGUAUUAUGCAUUUAUGUUAUAGGAUUAGCCAUAUCCUAUUUCCACAUUUAGAUUUGCACAGAGGAGAUACAAUGUGAAAUGAGGCAUUAGUGCAGCUAGCAGGAAUUGUCUGUUCUGAUAAGCAACUGUGAUGAUGCGGGAAAAGACUUUCUGCAUGGUCAACCAGCCUAAAGUUAGACAACAUGACAUCAUUAGCACAGCAGGGUGGUUGUGUAUUGUAUUUGUGGCCUCAGCUGUCAUAAUGACGGCACUGUGCUACACUAUGAGGUCUCUUCUGUGGUGUUAACUAUGUGAAGAUUGGUGUACAAAGAGAUGGAGGUGCCAGGAUCACAACUGUCAUUAGGGACUGUAUGAAAAUUACCGGGUAGAGGAGCAGGGUCAGAAAAGGGGCGGGGUUGUGCAUUUUAAAUUUUUGCUCAUGGGAGGGUAGUCUAGAGCAGGACAGGGUAUUUCAACUAUUUCUCAGCCCAAAAUUAUAUUUUUUAAAUUAUUGCCAUAAACAUAUUAUUUCGGAGAUAUUUGGGAUGGUAUCGCAGUGUUUUCUAAGACUUGGAUCGGUCUAAAGACAACAUUAAUUGCACUCUCCACCCCAAUAAUUUUCAUACAAUCCCUUAUCAGAAGGGCCUCAUUUUACAGUCUGUCUUUGUUGUGCAUUAUUGUGUUCAAGUUGUGAAGGACCCUUAAGCUAAUCUCUCACUGUUUCUUUAUUUUGCCCCCUUUUUGUCCUUUUUAAGGAACAAAAAAACUGUCUAAAGGUUCAUAGGAUGAAUGGGAAAGUAUUUUUGAGAGAAUUAUAUUUUGCUGGAAAACAAUAUUUAAGUACUUUGUCUAAAAAUGAUAUCCUUUUUGUAAAAUGAAAUAUUAAUGCAUGCUUUUUGAUGAGAUGUUUACAUUGUAUUUAAAAAAGGGAAACUUGUGCCUUUUUAUCUCACCUGAUUUACAAUUUUACAGUAUAUAUUGUAAAUAAUACAGCAAGUCCUUAUGUUGAGUAUAGUAUAAAACAUUUCUACUUUAACCAUCUUGUUGGAGUAUUGGAAAAAUUUGUCUUUCCCACUCGCCAGGUUCUGUGUUGGAUCACAGAGAAGAAUUUACAGUAAGAGUUGGUGGCAGAAAGGGCCAAAUAGAGAAAUGAAUGUAUUAUACAUUGUGAGAGACUUAUGGAACUUACUACCUGAAUGUUAGAGAGAGUAAAAAAUAAAAAUAAAUAAAAACAAAUAAAUAAAUAAAUAAAAAAUAAUAAUAAUCAAAAAGUAUUUCUUAUUUUGUAACAAGAUGUAAGUGAUGAGUUGUUGCUGUUGAAAUGAUUUCCUAACCCAUGACGGUAUUGUUGAUGAGCACCACAAUAAAAUCAAGACGUCACAAACUAUUGAAACUUGGAUACGUGAAAGAAAGUUCUUGACUUUUCAGCUGGAAGAUACAAACUUUGUGCACACGCAAAAUGAAAUGAACCAGUGGAUGUAGAGACUUGACAGACUUGAUAGGUUAGCCGAUUCAAAUUUGAUUGUCUUUGACUAGUUAUUAACUGCACCUAUUUCUCUAACUGCCAAAAUAGGUUUCAGUCACAAUGUAACAAAAUUGUCCCAAAGAACGGUAAUGUAAAAAAUAUUGCGAUCUACACACAGUAGAUUCUUGAUAAGAACAAAGUUAACCAUGAUGUUAUCAAGACCCCGAACGACCCUAUGCCCUCCAGACGUCUAGGCUUUGACUGUUGGCUAUUAAAUUAUUUUGGCUAUUUAAAGUAAUAGUUCAAUAUUUUGGGAAAUACACCUUUUUAUUUCUUACUAAGAGUUAGAUGAUCGAUAAACUCUCAUGCCUGUGUGCUAAAUAUGAAGCUACAGCCAAGCUGUUAGCUUAGCUUGUCACUUGAUGUCACUUGAGUCAGCGUUUGGUGGUGAAGACUACAAGAAAGUCAGCUUACCCAACCUCUGUAGUCCGUUCCUCUUCUCUGCUCAAGGCUACAUUAACCACUACUAGAAUAACACAAAGACACACUCCUGUUGGUGGUCGAGUUGCAUUGUGGGUAAUGUAGGCGACAGAUGGGAAGGUAAGAAGGAUGGAAGAAGAUUUAAAGUGUUGAAUAUGGUUCUGCUGCAUCUAUUUUGAUCUUCUUUUUUUUUUUCAAUUGUCUAUUGUGAGUCCAACAAUGUGUGCAAUGCUAAAUCGGUGGCAACAGACAUGAGAGUGGUAUCAACCUUCUCACUGAGCAAAAAGUGAAUCCUGGUAAAUGCAAUUCCCAAAAUGUUGAACCAACCCCUUUAUGGAACAAGAUUAAUGAACAGCUAAUUUAAUGGUCAUCAGUCACUACCUACUGCAAACCAUAAAUAAAAACCCCUCCCCUACUUGAAGGAGCAAUGUUACCUUCAAAGUUGUCUCUUUGUAAAUUAACUCUCCUUUUGGGCAUGAAUGACUCAGAAUGUGUCUAACUGCUGUUGCACAGUACACUAUCGCGUCACUGUAUGUGGAGUCAUGUCAUUGCCAUUUUCUGUUCACAGCCAUGAAUCGGGUGUAAACAGACUAAGCCAUAUCUCCACAGCCAUGGCAGUGCAUUUCUUAUAAAUAUAUAAAUAUAUUCAAAUGCUUUUUUUUCCAAUUCCAAAAAUGACUUUUUACUCAGAUGCUUUGUACAAUAUUUCUCAGCAACUACACAGCAAACAUACAGUAGACAUCCUUCAACAUAAACCAGUAAAACAUCUUUGAAAUCAGUUACUACUGUAUAUCUUGAUGCAGAUAUUGCCAUACUUGUGUUUGCAAAACUAUUGCAAGAUUCUAAUAAAACUGUUAAAUUAAUAAUUUGA